Molecule: messenger RNA, 1103 nt
Organism: Colossoma macropomum (tambaqui)
Lineage: Eukaryota; Metazoa; Chordata; Actinopteri; Characiformes; Serrasalmidae
Exons: 9
Coding region: 62-907 (281 amino acids)
Source: RefSeq, a predicted model, not a curated record
GCUGGAGCAGCAGAGGACGCAGAAGAGCUGAUCCUCCGCGGAGAGAGCUGAAGGGUGUGUGAUGAGCAUGGCGGGCCAGGAGCUGAAGGUGGUUUGUACAGAAGAGGAGGAGAAGCAGAGAGGCCGGAGAGUGGAGGAAGAAGAGACUCAGGAGGAGUGCAGCGCUACCGAGGCUGAAACUCAGGGAACACACGCGCUAACAGACCAGCAAGAGCCUCCCUGUAGUAACAAGGAUGAGGAGUGUCUAGCCUGCCAGUCAGUAUCAGUCCCUACUGAGACCUCAGAACAUCAGCUACUCUCAGGAGGAGACGAGGAUGGAAAAAACAAAGUGCAGGGACCUGGAGGAAAGGAUGAUGGAUUUGAUUCUGCUGAACUGAACCAGAAGCAGGACCACAAUGAUCUGGAGGCUGUGGGGAGAGACCAAGUGCCAGAACAAAAGCAAGGGAACCAGGAGACUCCAAAAAACAAAGCACACUUAGAGAACAUAGAAAACCAAGAGAGACAAACACCAGAUCAGCAUGACCAGGAGGGAGCUGUCCCAAUCGUGAUGGUCACCAACUUAGAAGAGGCACAGGCGUCAGUGGAGAGGCAGGCAGAGGACAGCGCAGAAUCAGAAAAGCAGGAGGGCACUGUGCCCGCUAAUGCCAACCCUGCCACCAGUCCCAGUGACGUCACAGACUUCAGCGGCAGCGACCUGCAGUCCCUUAAGAGCGACACCUUGUCUCUGCUCAGCGAAACAGCCAUCUCAGGCAAGAGUGAUGAACAUGAAAGCCUUGAGGAAGAUACCAGGAGUGUAGCAGCAUCCUCUGUCAUGGAAGGCCCUGAGGAAGAUACCAGGAGUGUUACAGCAUCCUCUGUCAUGCACAGGGUGAGCCAGCCUCUGUCCCCCCAGCAGGCGGGCAGCUGAAGGACAGCCCCCUCGGCGAAUGCUCGCGUUUUUUAAUUAACGUGGAGGUGACACCUCUCCCCUGCACAUCUCUCACCUGCGCUGUAAACAGUCUCUCUUCCAGAGGAUGCAGAUGGACCCUCUGGAGCGGGAGUGGUUACGGUGUGCAGCAUUAGGGAAUGCUCCUGGUCUGCGCCAGCUCCUGCUGCAGGACCCC